Paramecium octaurelia is the source of this 645-nucleotide messenger RNA. The record is from the annotation of a GenBank genome assembly. Lineage: Eukaryota; Ciliophora; Oligohymenophorea; Peniculida; Parameciidae.
AUGGGGAAUGCUUGUUUUCAUAGAUUAGACAAUUAGAGAUAAAAAAUUAUAAAAAUAAAUGGAUAUCCUAAGUUACAUUGUCCAAGUAAGUUGAUCUUAGAACCUUGUAUAUAAAAUAUAACAUAAAAUCUGGAUACUUUUGAAGAGGACUUUUUUAAAUGUGAAUUUAAAUUGGAUAUUUCUCCAGAUAAUCAAAGAAAUCAGAGUGCCAGAAAAGUAAAAUUGGGGUCGACCAUUGAAGAUGUCAAAAAACUAAAUAUAAUUGAAUGCCCUUCGUAUUUUGAUGAAAAAUCAGAUUUUGAAUUGGAGAAUUCAUUUGACUUUGUUAUGAACCAAAAUAGCAAUGACAAAAUAGCCACUUUUCAUGGUUAAAAACGUAAUCAUUAAAAAAAAAAAAAAUAAAAGGUUUCACUAUAAAAAAUAGAGAAGCCUAAAAGCAUUCUUAAAACUCACACCUAAUAACACAAUUCAUCCUUUUGUAGUUCAUAGUAUGUAAAGUCCCUAAAAUCAGUUACUUUCAGCAUUGAUACUUAUAAUUCAAGAAAUUUAAGAUCUUUAUCACCAUUGUUAAACUCCUUCUAAGGUAGAUUACCCUAAGAAAUGAGCAGAAGCAUGACAUAUUUAUAAUAGUUUCCUUACUUGUGA